AUGAGCGAUAACAAUCUCCCAGCCCUGCGAUGGGGGAUCCUAGGCGCUGGCCUAAUUUCUUCGUGGUUUGUCUCUGAUCUUUGCCUUGAGCGUGCGGAGGCGACAACAAAGCAUAUCAUCCAGGCCAUAGGCUCUUCGUCAAAGGAGAAGGGCUCGGCAUUCGCGACCAAAAACUGCCCAUCGCAUGCACCAAAUAUAUAUGACAACUAUGAUGGAGUAUACAGCGACCCCAACGUGGAUAUCGUCUACAUUGGAACACCACAUACUUUGCACUGCGAGAAUGCUUUGGCCGCGAUAAAAGCAGGAAAACAUGUGUUGUGUGAGAAGCCUCUGGCUAUCAACAGCAGAGACUCCCAGAAAAUGAUUGAUGCUGCAAGGGAGAAGGGUGUAUUCUUCAUGGAAGCUGUCUGGACACGGUUCUUCCCAAUUGCCAAGAAGCUCCACGCCCUCCUUCACGAGGAAAAGAUUAUUGGCGAUAUCGCUAGUGUUCAAGUCGAUUUUGGGCUGUACAUGCCUAUCGGGGAGAAGGACGCAAACCACAGGGCAGCCUCCCGAGCACUCGGGGCUGGGGCUUUGCUUGAUAUUGGCAUCUAUUCCCUUACGUGGGCCUCGAUUGUUCUCGACGCCGCACCAAAGAGAAAUCGCGACAUCGAGCCUGGACUAUCUGCAAGCAUGCUCUUCUACAGCGAGACAGACCCAGAGAAAAAAGUUGACGAGGAAGUUGCCGUGGUUCUGCGGUACCCGGAACUAAAGGCCCAGGCGGUAUGCACAGCUUCAUUGCUGUAUAAGAAAGGAGAAGAAUUCGGUCAAGUAUAUGGCUCCAAGGGAUCUGUCUCAAUUGGCGGAGUCAGCGCGUCAAAGCCUGGCUUCUUGGUUCUACGCGUCAAGGACGCAGAGGAGAAGCGGAUAGAUUUUGAAGUUCCGGGAAUUGGUUUUCACUAUGAAGCAGAUGCCGUUGCCGAAGAUAUCAGGUCGGGUCGCACACAAAGCAGUGUGUGCUCUUGGGAUGACACACUGACUAUCAUGAAGAGAAUGGAUGCCGCACGCGCCAUCUGUGGCCUGGUGUACCCGCAAGACGAGGAAUAG
This is a messenger RNA of Clonostachys rhizophaga, 1086 nucleotides long. Lineage: Eukaryota; Fungi; Ascomycota; Sordariomycetes; Hypocreales; Bionectriaceae. The record is from the annotation of a GenBank genome assembly.